AUGUUGGAUUUUCAAUCUACAACUGGUCAGUUGAAUCAUUUAGUGCAAAAACAUUUUCGAAAUGUUUUAUCUAUGGAUAAUGAUCCAUCAAGUGUUUUAAAAAGUCAAAUGGAAAAAGUACGAGAAAUCAUGCAAAGUAAAUCGUUAUUGAAAUGUUCUCAAUGCUCAAAAAGUUUUCAAACAAUGAAUGAUCGUUGUCGACAUUUUACCAUUGCACAUAACACAUCCAUUACGAUUUCAACUACGAUAGAAGCACAAGAAGAAUCAAAAUAUUUCUUUAUAAAAAUUUGGUAUUUUUGUGAAAAAUGUCAACAGCGUUUUCAAUGUGCUGACGCUCAUCUAAAACAUUUUCAAAUUAAACAUUCAGAAGUCAUUUUAUCCAAUAGAACUCUAGAAGAGUUUUUCCUGGAUUCCAGUAUCAUGAAAUGUUCUAAAGCAAUAUCUCCAACAUUAGUUUACAUGAUAUUAGAAUCUACUCGAAAGCAAAUUCCUGUUAGAUAUGAUACGACAAAUCAUUGUCCGUAUCAAGAAUGUCAAUUACAACUUCAAAGACUUUUGGGUACAUUUAAUUAA
Adineta ricciae is the source of this 573-nucleotide messenger RNA. The record is from the annotation of a GenBank genome assembly. NCBI's taxonomy places the organism in Eukaryota, Metazoa, Rotifera, Eurotatoria, Adinetida, Adinetidae.